AUGCGUCGCGGCGCCCAGACAUGGUUAGGUCCUUUUUGGUAUUUCAUCGUCGUUUCGAAACAAGAUUCACAAGUAAAUGUCUAUUUCAAACUGAUAGACGCGUUUGCGGAAUAUCUCUAUCUCUUCGUGUCCGUUUUUAGCAAUCAAAUUACGAGUCACACCAUAUCGUAUCCCAAUUCGAGGGUUACGCUCCGGCCUCGCAAAGACAAUAGAGCUCCACCUCGGCAUACCACAACACCAUCACAACUGUCGUCAGCUUCUUCAGGGACGUGGCUGCUUCGAGCUGAGAUCGAAUACCUCCAAGUCCAAAAUUUCAGUGCCCUAUUACUCGCCUCAUAA
Glarea lozoyensis ATCC 20868 is the source of this 339-nucleotide messenger RNA. RefSeq lists its product as uncharacterized. The transcript has a single exon. NCBI's taxonomy places the organism in Eukaryota, Fungi, Ascomycota, Leotiomycetes, Helotiales, Helotiaceae. The record is from RefSeq and is a predicted model, not a curated record. The coding region runs from base 1 to 339 and encodes 112 amino acids.